AUGUUGGUCGAUGAUGUACUGCGUUGUGUUAUGAGGAGCCUUAGGCGGAAAGGUUGAAUACUGAUUUUGUGCUACCGACUGAGAGUUAGGCUUGGAUUUUUUGUUGGAAUGAAAUUGAUUUGAUUUUAUGGAUUUUCGACUGAUGUGAAGGUUGUUGAGUUUUCUGCCUCGAGCAGGAGAAUGCAUAGUGUCGGGUUGUUUCAUGUGAUUUCAGAUUUCGCUGUUCUAUAUCUUGUUUAA
This is a messenger RNA of Blepharisma stoltei, 240 nucleotides long. The record is from the annotation of a GenBank genome assembly. Lineage: Eukaryota; Ciliophora; Heterotrichea; Heterotrichida; Blepharismidae.